GCAACUCCAAACCAACCACGAAAAUAGAGAAAGAAGUGUCAUGGCGGCUUCCUGAACGUUUAAACUGAAGAUUCCCAGACAGUUCAACGUUUAAAAUCCUCCUGUUUUUUAGUCUCGAAAUGACUAUCAAAGACCCGAUUAAGUGGAACUACAGAGUGUCAGCAGUUUACGCUGUGGGCAUCUGGACAAUUUUAGGAUCCUACGUUUUUUUUAAAUAUACAGGUCGUUUGAACGACCCACCAGUGAAACAAAAAUUCGAAGAGCCAGAAAAUCCCAACAAGCAUGUCUACGAAACUGCUCACUCCAAAACCGUCAUCAUCUAUAAGGAAGAUUUCGUCCCGUACAGCAGGAGGAUCUACAAUUUCAUCAAGUCGUUGAGUGGAGCAUCAGGAGCUGGAGAUGGCGACAAGUAGCUGCUGGACAUGAUUUAAGACAGACUUGCUGCCAUGUUUGCAUAUUUGAAGAGGAUGUCUUUCAUUAUUUUGCCUAAAAAGGGCUAAUAAUCUCUGCAAAGCAAUGAUCAAGUUGUCACAGUAUUUUAUUAAAGCUCUAGAUAUUCAGGAAUUUUUGCAAAUCAGUUGUUUCAUCUAAUUGGUUUUACAACAAAAAGUGUUUUGCAGACAGUUUAAUUCAUUUUGGCUCCAAUUCCCAUUAGAUUAUGACCCACAUUUGGAAAAAGCAUGAAAAGGUGAAAUGACCAGCAUUCUGUAUUUAUUAUAUGCUAAUUAUUUUGGAAAAAAACUACUA
Xiphophorus couchianus (Monterrey platyfish) is the source of this 747-nucleotide messenger RNA. RefSeq names its product small integral membrane protein 26. The transcript has 2 exons. The record is from RefSeq and is a predicted model, not a curated record. Bases 120 to 413 code for a protein of 97 amino acids. NCBI's taxonomy places the organism in Eukaryota, Metazoa, Chordata, Actinopteri, Cyprinodontiformes, Poeciliidae.